Molecule: messenger RNA, 6119 nt
Organism: Cataglyphis hispanica
Lineage: Eukaryota; Metazoa; Arthropoda; Insecta; Hymenoptera; Formicidae
Product: neurogenic locus notch homolog protein 3-like
Exons: 11
Coding region: 1038-5057 (1339 amino acids)
Biological process (GO): cell-matrix adhesion
Cellular component (GO): extracellular region; basement membrane
Molecular function (GO): serine-type endopeptidase inhibitor activity
Source: RefSeq, a predicted model, not a curated record
GGAAAUGAGUCUCGCGCGACGCGAAACGACGCGAAUCGUGAAGUCUGAAUCGUGUGUCGCUCAAGCGGAAUAGUAAUUGUGUUUGCAAUUGGAUUUGCGUAGAUCUGUAUUGUAGUUAAUGGAUCUCCGUCGUCGCGUUAAUGCAUUUGCGGACUGUUACACUAACGCAGCUAUGUUGGCCGGAAAUUAUGAUUAAUCACGAUACGAAUAAUAAUAACCAUAAUGACAAUAACAAUAGUCGAGUAAAAAUUUAAUACAUGAGGAUACAUAACCGAAGAAAUUUGAAUUGGAGUAUUCAUGUAUGAUAAAAAAGUAUCGCAAUCAGAUAUCGGGAACGAGAUUUCAUGACGUGUUCUCGAGUGGCUUAUUCAUUCAAGCGGAAAUUCAGGGCGAUGAAUCCGCGGGUUCCGGCUGCUCGCGAUCUUCGGGUCGCCGUUGCGUGAACGAUCGCAAUGUCGCCGUGAGAUCUGCUCGAUGGAGGAUCGUAGGAAGGAUCAGGAGAGAGGGGAAUGUCGGUCACUGGGCCUCUCCUCUCAACGAUGACUACUCGGUGCCACGCUCGUGCCCCGAGGCCGCGUAGGAAGGGCAUCGUUCGUAUGAAGAUUUCCCUACUUCUUCUCCAUUGUUCAUCUUUCUCUCUACGCCAUUCGUUCUUUAACAUUCCUCGUGUUUCCAUCGUCUUUCUUCGCGAAUGCAAUGUCUCAGGACAUCCGAAAGUAUGCAGGAUAGAAGCGUCACAAAAGCGUGCGUUUGCGUAUCGUCGCGCGAGUUUCCACGCCGGCGCGGUGCGACUCGGCCGAGUACCGCGAGUACCGUAAAGGUGAAUAAGCGGGUCGCACGAGGAUUGGAUUCCUCGCCUACCAGAGAGCUCGGAUCACAUUAUUAAUUUUCAACACGUGCGCACUGGAAUUAAACGAUUGACGAUUUAUUGGACAAGAGAGGAAAAGAGAGGCACAACACAUCGAAUAAACGGCAUCGUAGGAGACGAGAAAAAAAAGAUAUAGCGGCCGGCUCAAAAAUUACUUGAUGCGCUGAGGAUGCGCCGUGAUUUCUGCAACGGUGGGCUUGCCUGCGCCGUUGUGUGGGUGUCGUCGACCUGCCUGCUCCUCGUUCUCUCGUUGUCGUCAUCGAUCACCGCAGAACGAUUGCUGAAGCCCGUCGGUCGAUGUCCGUCCUUCGACGAACAGAAUGUGUGUCCAUCGCGGUCGCCGGCUUGCGAGAAUGAUUUUCAGUGCCAGAGAAACGCGCCGGAGGAACGCUGCUGCAGGACCGCGUGCGGCUUCCGAUGCGUUGCAGGCCAACUGACCGGAUGCGAGCAAUUAGCACUGGCAGCCGUGAGGCGAUCGCGGGCCCUCGGUGUCGAAGGCCUGUCGCAAUUCGUGCCACGAUGCAACAAUGAGACCGGCGAAUUCGAGAAGAUACAGUGUGAUCCGCAAAGACGCGACUGCUGGUGCGUCGACGCGAUCGGCGCCGAAAUCCCCGGUACCAGGGCACCCAACAAGGAUAACGUCAACUGUAACAAGCCCCGCGUUUGUCCCGCUCACAGUUGUCGUAUGUUCUGUCCCUUGGGAUUCGAGAUCAACGAGAAUACUGGCUGUCCCAAGUGCGAGUGCCGAGAUCCUUGUCGCGGUGUCACUUGUCCGGGAAGCGGACAGACCUGCGAGCUGAUCGAGAUGAAUUGUGCACGCCCGCCAUGUCCUCCGCUGCCCAGUUGUCGGAAGGCCAAGUCUCUGUUGACGAUCUGUCCAACAGGAGAACCUUUACAAAUCACCGAUUCGCCACGGCCGUUCCUCUGUGGCGACACACCGGGUAAGCCGACCUGUCCACCGAUGUACAGCUGCCUGGUGGAGCCUGGACAAGAAUACGGGGUUUGUUGUCCGUCGAGCGUAAAUUUGCAACGAGCCGGCUCGUGUCCCGUGGAGGAGCCCGCAAACUCAGCCUGCGCACCUAGCUGCCGCUACGAUCUCGAGUGCCCUGGACCCCAAAAGUGUUGCAGCAGCGAGCGUUGCGGCGGCAACGUGUGCGCGAUACCCCAAGGCCUCAGUGUAUGCCAUCGUGACCGCAUGCUCGCCGAGAUGCUCAGCAUCUCCGAGCGCCAGGGUCGCGGUUACGUUCCGCAGUGUACGGAAGAUGGAGGUUUCGAGACGAGACAGUGUUCAAGGAACGGUCUUGUUUGCUGGUGCGUGGACGACGAGGGUAGAAAGAUAUCCGGUUCCAUGGGUCCCUCCGAGAAGAUUGACUGUAGAUCGAUAAGUAAGGCGCGCUCGCUUCCGGCGUCUUGCACCCCUCAGCAGUGCGCUCAAGUUUGCCAGUACGGUUUCAAAACGGAUGCCUUCGGUUGUCCAACUUGCGAAUGCGACGAUCCGUGCGAAGGAUUUCCUUGCCCCGAAGGACAAGAAUGUAUUCUAAAGCGGGAGGACGGCUGCCCAGAUUUUCUCUGUCCAACGAAGCCGGAAUGUAAAUCCAGGAAGACUUAUAAAAGUCCUUGUCUUUUUGGUACGCCGCUGAUUGAUCAAAAUGGAAAUGCUGCGACUUGCUCUGCUAACGAAACUUGUCCCGACAAUUACAAGUGCACGAUGGUAUCAGAAGCCGGUCAGUCGGUGUGCUGUGUGGAAACAUCAAGCCCCGCAAAGGCACCUACAAUGUGCGAAUAUCUUCGAGAUUUUAAUGGUCGCAUGGAAGGUACGAGAGAGGGAAUGUUUCUGGCGAUCCCGGCGCCUCAGUGCGAGCAGGAUGGUAGCUUCAAGUCUCUGCAGUGUCACAAUAGUACAGAUUGUAAAUGCGUGAACCAUCGCGGCGUGAUCCUGAAGACCGGAGUAGGCCCUGCUGACUCAGCCGAUUGUAACGCCAUCAAAGAAUUCACGCGAAUCUGCAAGCAUCUAUAUUGCAACUUGAUCUGUCCAUAUGGCUACGAGGUUGACGAAGCCGGUUGCGAGCAAUGUCGUUGUCACGAGCCAUGCCGCGAUAUCAUUUGCGACUCGCAAGAGACCUGCACUAUGAUCGACGUGAAUUGUGGUCCGGAUCAGUAUUGUCCGGCGGUACCGGCUUGCUUGACGACAAAGCCCGGACAGUGCCCAUACCUUGUACCAAGUUCGUCGAGCUGCGAGCUGCAGUGUAGCAAUGAUCAGGAAUGUCCGUCUGGAGACAAAUGCUGCUCGACUGGCUGUGGCACGCAAUGCGUAGCGCCCGUCAUGGCCACGGCCUGCCAGCAUGCCCGUGCGGUUGCCGAACAUGCCGCCAGAGAAUCGGGUGAGCCCGCUAGAAGAAUCUAUAUACCUAGAUGCGAUGCUGACGGCGCUUUCGAGCCGGUUCAAUGUCACAAUGGCGUAUGCUGGUGUGUGGACGAAGAGGGCAAAGAAGCAGCGGGCACCCGAGUUCUCGAAGGAAUUGUGCCACGUUGUAAUACGCCUUUCAGAUGUCCAGAGAUUGACUGCAAGCUUGAUUGCCCGGAUGGUUUCGAGCUGGACGCUGAUACUGGCUGUCCAACGUGCUUGUGCCGCGAUCCAUGUCGCAGCGUCAUAUGCCGCGGCGAAAAUGAAGCGUGUAGAAUGGUUGAAGUGGCGUGUAGCGCGCCGCCAUGUCCUCCUGUGCCCGUUUGCCUGCCGAAGAAGGAUAAUCCAUGCCCCAACGGCUCACCGUUGAUCGAGCAGAACGGCUCGAUCGCUACUUGCGGCCCUCACGGUCAUCAUUGCCCUUCGACGCACAAGUGUGAGCUGUCGCCGCUGGAUGAAUACGCAGUAUGUUGUCCAAAACCGCGUGAUGUAUGCUUUGAGCCACCGAGACGAGUACCAUGCAAUUCUGGUGCGGGUUUCAACGAGACCGAAAGGUGGUUCUUUGAUCCGGAACGGAACGAGUGUCGGCAAAAGCACGAGUGCACCCUUGGCCACAACGAUUUCUCCAGCCGGCUAGUAUGCGAUACCGUGUGCCCCGUCUUAUCACAAUGCGAGAGGUUGCGCGAAAAGAAUCUCAAGAGAUCGCAGAGGCUUAAGCAAUCCACGUUCUUACCUAAGUGCAAUCCCGACAGUGGGACGUGGGAACCCGUGCAAUGUCUGGAGCACGUUGGUGUUUGCUGGUGCGUUAAUCGCAAGGGCCAGCCGAUUAAAGGUUCGCUCAUCAGGGACGCCGAACCAAAAUGUAAUUUCCGGCAAGCUAGACGAGGCCGAGGACCACAAGAAGUAGAUCAUGAGAUUGAAGCGAUCAUGGAGAACACUUUGCUGGACUUGGAGAUGGACGAGCGCCAAGCGGGGAAGAUUCUCGGGACCAGGUGUCAAGCGAUGAAAGACAAAGGUCACGUGCCGAUAAUAUGCGAUUCGCAGGGUAGAUUCGAGCCUACACAGUGCGCCGGUGAUACUUGUUGGUGCGUCGAUGAAGCCGGUAAUCAGCUGAUCGGUUCUGAGCCGUUUUUGAAAGGAACGAGCAUUUGCCUGCCUACACCAGUCGAAGCCGUCGAAGUGACAUUACGUUUCCCUGGUCGAUUCCUCGCCGCAGAUGAGGCACGAUUCACCGAAAAGGCCGAGGAUCUUCUACACGAGCUCGGCGCGAUGCUCCGGAAAGGCGUACGAGUGGAAAUUAAUCAAGACUCGGCGAUCCUAAGCUUCGAGAUUGUCGGCGCGAAUAAAGUGGAUGUGGCAUUCCAUCUGGAGGAACUCACGCGAAUCCAGCAGUUAUCCAUGCUGGGUUCAUCCGCGGACGCGACGACUUCGCGCUUCACGCAUCGCUCCACUCCCAUGGCGAUGCAGAGUCGGAUUGUAGCAUUGGAGCAGCGCGAAAUUCUGACGCAAGUGGAAACGCCGGUCUAUCAAACGGCCACCCUCGUGCUUGCGGCGGGAAGCGCCUUCAUUAUUAGCAGCCUCGUCAUUCUGCUGAUGCUCUAUCGUAAAAAGAUGAAAAUGAAGGAUCCCACGAAGAUGCUCCCCGUAGACCAACACUUUCUCGCUUAUAGCCAGCAGCCGGUUUAUGUAAUAUCGGGGACGGAGCAAGAUGAGAAGGAGAAGGAAGCUGCUGCACAACAGAUGUUGAAGGAUAUUGAUACAUCGGAUACCAUUGUUGAAGCAUAAAGCGAUUUGAUGUUCUUUUCAUGUCGAUCGUUUCCGCCUUGUACGAUUGUGAUUCCUUAAUUUCUGUCUCCGGAAGGUUUUAAAAAAUCAAUUUAUAGGAAAUAUAAUGUAAUAUAUAUGGGUGCAGGGUUAUCAAUUUCUAAAUCCUUCGAAACGCGCGCGUUAAUUUAAACUUUUUAAGUAGUUGCGCGAUAAUCGUGAUUUAUCUUUAAUCAACUUCAUUGAGUCUCUCUGUCUCUAUCACAAUCUUUUUAUAUAAUCGAAUAAAAAAAUAAAAUGCAAAUAAUAUGCAAUAAUAUGCAUAUUGACUUUAUCUUUCUCUCUCUUUCUCACAUACACACACAAUAUAUUACAUGAGAUUGUUUUUUUCAAUUAUAAUAAUAUAUUCAGAGAAAGAGAGAAAAAGGGCGAAUCUAGCGUAUAUAUAUGACAGACAGAGACUCAAGAAUUAUAAUAGCAUAGCACGAGACGCGAAUCACUGUCGUACACGGUAUAAUACAUAUGUAGUCAAAGCCGCGUCAUGUACAUUCCACUGUCAUUUUCGUGCUAUAAUUUAUUGUCCACACAUUGAGAUUAUUAAUAUAGUCUACGAACUCGACGAUCCACCGGAUGCACUGCAUAGCAUUUUUUUGAAGAUUUGGUAUUAAUCUAUUUAAUAAUAAAAAAAACAUGUAUGUAUACAUACAUGUAUUUAAUUCGAAAUAUCAUUCGCUAUAAAUUUAUUCCAACAAUUCUGGUAUAAAAGACUCAUAAUUAAAGUUAUAUCAUUCGUCUUUUUUAAAGUGACAUAUAUGAAAUAACAAUUUUUUUAUCCAUGAACAAUGAGUUUGCCGAUGGACGAUAAAUGAUUACAAAUCGAUCGUCGAGAAACUAGACUGUUUUUAGGAAUCAUUUCAUCAUUCUCGCCAGUUUUCUUCAUCGAUAUGGAAGUCACUAACGUAAAGAUGUCCCGGCUUGCAAAUCAUGAAGACUGGGAUGUCAUUGCGUUAAUACGUUGCGCGGAUGUAAAUAUUAGAUUUGUGUCCAAUUAUUUAUAAAGACGAAUAAAGAUUGAAACUCUCA